This is a messenger RNA of Anguilla anguilla (European eel), 658 nucleotides long. Its product is annotated as cytochrome c-like. The transcript is spliced from 3 exons. The record is from RefSeq and is a predicted model, not a curated record. Gene Ontology annotation, molecular function: heme binding; electron transfer activity. The coding region runs from base 279 to 596 and encodes 105 amino acids. Gene Ontology annotation, biological process: mitochondrial electron transport, ubiquinol to cytochrome c; mitochondrial electron transport, cytochrome c to oxygen. Lineage: Eukaryota; Metazoa; Chordata; Actinopteri; Anguilliformes; Anguillidae. Gene Ontology annotation, cellular component: mitochondrial intermembrane space.
AAAAUGAUGGGUUUAUGAAGUUGUUGCGUAAUGCAGUUACACAAGUUAUUACUCGCUAGCCUACACGACGAGCCCUGCAUUCAAAAAAUUCCACCGAAACGCGAGACCUUUUCGGGUCGGGGACUGAUUGGCAGCUGCAUUGAGCAAUCUGCACGAAAUCCCGCGUGACGUUUUACCCGAGGCGUGUCUGGGUGUUUCUGCUAUUUUGAGAAUCGCAGGCAAGGUGUGAUCCCUCACCUGAGAAUUCGACAACUUUGUCAACUUCUGCCAGCUCCAGCAUGGGGGACAUUGCGAAGGGUAAGAAGGUGUUCAUGCAGAAGUGUGCACAGUGCCACACGGUGGACGAAGGUGGUAAGCACAAGGUGGGGCCAAACCUGCACGGCCUGUUCGGGCGCAAAACUGGCCAGUCCCCUGGGUACUCCUACACCCAGGCCAACAUCGACAAAGGUAUAAUCUGGAAUGAGAAGACACUGAUGCUGUACCUGCAGAACCCUAAAAAGUACAUUCCCGGAACCAAGAUGAUCUUCGCCGGCAUCAGGAAGAAGAAGGAGAGGGAGAGCCUGGUUGCUUACCUGAAAAAAGCCAGCUCCUCUUAGAGGCUGUGACCCCACCCCUUAGCUGACCACACACCUGAGGGGGAUUCAGACCUCACCCCUUA